CCGUCGAUUCUGCGUACCAAUGGGGCGUAAACCUGUCUCGCUGACAGACGCUCGCUCUCUAUGUCUCUUUCUCUCUCUUAUGUCUCUCUCUAUAUUGCUUCUGGUUCUCUGCGUCUAAUUGCGUUGUCUAUCUCCUUCUCCUUCUUCUUCUUCUUCUUCUUCUUCUUUGUUGGUCUACUGUGUACGUGACGGCUCGUCAAUCAAGCGAACAAGUAUCUCUUGUCUCUGUCGACUGGUUUGGUGUUUGUGAAAAACGACUGCGACUCUCUCUACUGCUCUACCUGUUGUGGCAUGCAGCAGUAGCGAUAGGCAGCGUCAAGGCUCGAAACGGGGUAUCGAAAAGGGCCCAGCGGUGCUGGCGCAACGCUUCUUUUGCGAUCUGCCGGUCGGAUAUAAGGAAUGGAUGCCAGUCGGUGUGCGGGGACGCUGUCAAAGACAACCGCUGAGGCUGCAGCAGAGGCAGCAGGAUCAGGAGGUAUAAAGGGGGAGCCAGGAAUGGGCACAGAGAGAAGAGAAGAGAGGCUGCCGACAAGCAGACGAGUGGAGGAGAGGAACGCAGCAGCGAGACUGCGUGCUAACGGCAGUACAGGCAGCGACAGUACCUCCGCAGGCGCGCAGCGGUGGGCAGAUACUCGGCGCGAGGUACCGUCGCCCGCAGGCGCUACGGCCAGACACCCAAAGGGCAGCAUCAUGCUUUUUGGUGGGCAGGCAUCAGUUGAUCUACAGGCUCUGGGGGCUGCUAAUUGGGACGAUUGGGGCGGUUUAGCGCGCCAGGCUCGAUUUCAGGGGGCUCAACUGGGGGGCUGCAGAGGGGGGGCGCUUCGGCGACCCUUUUUUCCAUCGUUUUCUCCCGUUCUUUUUUUCCUCCCUGCCCGCCACAGCCGUCGUCGCUGUGGCUGUUUUCUGCUCCCCCCUUUGGCCCUCUGGCCGCUACCCCGUGGUAUUGCCAUCUGCCAUUGUGUUUAGCCAGACGCCAGGUUUGCCACCGUGGCAGCAAGUCGACGCCGUCGCGCCGCGCACUGCAUGUAUCGUGGACUCGCGCCAGCUGCGACUAGUGCCCAAAGCCCCGAGUACUAGUACAGGCGCUGGCGUCCCUUAGGCCGAGCUGGG
Messenger RNA from Trichoderma asperellum CBS 433.97, 1110 nucleotides. NCBI's taxonomy places the organism in Eukaryota, Fungi, Ascomycota, Sordariomycetes, Hypocreales, Hypocreaceae. The record is from RefSeq and is a predicted model, not a curated record.